AUGGCAGAUAUUCGAUACCUUUUGAAACAAAAACUAUCCAAGCGCAAGUCUGGAGAGACUCGACCAUCUUCAAAAGCACACAUAUCUACUCAUCAUGCCACUAGCACUCCCAAAAACAAUUCCUUGGCCAUUGACACUGACGGCAGGCUGGAUGGAGUCGAAGCUUCAUUGGUUGCAGUGGAUGCAGUUGCACCUACGGAUAGUCUUCAAAAAGAUGAAAUGGACGACUUUGAACUAGAGCUUCUCAAACUAGAGCAAGAACUGCAGUCUCAGUCUACAUCGUAUUCAAAGUCAGUGUCCAGUAUGCUCGUUGAACAGCCAUCUGUUAUGGUCGAAGAGGAACUGCCCAAUAGUCUCGAGCCUACAGACUUUACAUACGAUCCAACCCUCGAGUUGCAAGCAGAGCAUCAGGUGCUGCAGGAUCGAUUUCAGAGACUUAGAAAUAUGCAGCGUGAACUGCUGGUUAGCAAGCCAAAUGAAAGGCCAUCCACUUCAGCUACUAUUAGGAAAAAACAAGUAGCCUCACAGAGACUGAAAAGGGAUCGCAAGAUCAGAUAUGCUUACAAUGACGAAGACAAUAUGUAA
This is a messenger RNA of Batrachochytrium dendrobatidis JAM81, 585 nucleotides long. RefSeq lists its product as uncharacterized. The transcript has a single exon. The record is from RefSeq and is a predicted model, not a curated record. Bases 1 to 585 code for a protein of 194 amino acids. NCBI's taxonomy places the organism in Eukaryota, Fungi, Chytridiomycota, Chytridiomycetes, Rhizophydiales.